GCACAUUUCUAAACAAUCACCAAAAUACAUCGGUUCUGGAAUGAUUUGAGCAUAGUUGCGUUUAUAUCACCAAAAUCAAUAUUAUUUAAUUUUUUACUUUUGAGCAGAGAAUUAUAAAUUCUGGAGGUUUUAGUCCCAUUUGCAGAUAAUGCUGAUGAGCUCAUCCUUAGAUUUUGUCAACUUGCAUAAAUUAUAGGUUAAUUCGACGAAUUCAGUACCUAUGAGAAAUCCCAGAGAGAUCGCAACAAAGAUGUCCAUGUAGAACUGGGAAUUUCCCUCAACUCUACCAAUAUUCUACUGUAUUCGGGAUCUCCAUGUAAAUUGAGUUUCUGGAGGAUAGAUAAUUCAAGUCAAGGUAGAGGAUUCAACACUCAUUAGCUGGAAGCUGGUCGAGUCAAGACCCGCCUCGUAGGCAUCGAACGUCAUGCUGUGCUCAAUUGUAGAGCUCAUCGGUACUAUUAUUUGUGCUCUUAUAUUAAGAUAGAGAUGGACAUUCAUCUCAUAUAUACAUAAUGAAAUAACGCAUAAAAUCAUGUCAAAGAUGUUGGAAUUCUCUCUUAGCAGUUAUUAUCUUUCGGAGAGUUAGGAUUAGUAAAAUAAUAUUCAUAUUAUUAAAGCUUGACGAUCAAAUCAAUGAGACUAGCUAUCAGGACCUAUUGUUUGAUUUUUGAUUUGCUCUCCAAUCAUUUAAACGUGCAUUCUCCUAGUAACCUUACCACGUAAUACUGUAAUACAAAAUCAAAUAAAAUUGUAUCAAAUCAAAAAAUAGAGCUGUUUCAGCUACAGUGCUCCCGGAUCUCUUGCGGAAUGAUGUUUGCUUGGGAACAACUUCGCUAAACGGCAUUUUAUUAGUUUCAAAACCUCUCUCCAGUGGUUCAAAACUGUAAAUCCAUUCAGUUCUCACCAUCAUCAUCAUCAUCAUCAUCAGGGAUGAUAUACGCCAAUACCGACGCACAAGCUUAUCAACCUUAUGCUUUAUGUGGACAUCAUCUUCAGCAAAAAUUGAUUCAAUUACGCUGUUUUACGUGUGAAAUGAAAUUCGUGUGCAACGUUUAGCUCGUGCGCAAGAAGCAUAAAUCCGAACUAUAAAACAGGCUCAGCCGGUGAUUGAACUCAAGGUGGUCCAUUACAUGCGGAACCAUAUAAUUAGCCUGGGAUAAUUGGUGUGCAAAUUCAAUAAUUCGUGUAAUCUAUCGAGGAUUGCUGCAACAUAAACCAGAAGCUUGUACGUAGGUGGUAUUAAACCGAGGGAUGUUUAUGUAUACUGGUAAGAGGUGACCUAUUGAUGAUUAGACUUUUUACGUAUGUGUAGUGAUGCUCUACGUUAGCGUGUUGUGCUUGAAUCCAAGCUGUUGGGACGCGGGGCGGUGUGAUACUCCCUCAGGGCUUGAUGGCCGACUGAUGACUGACGUAGGUGUGUGUGUAACGAGUCACAAUUUGUGUGAGUGUGUGUGCGGAAGGUAACUGACAGACGUUGCGUCUGCUGUAGCCGAUACUUUCCAGGAAUCAGGAUGUGUUUGGUUAGUAAAUUUCAUAUGCAAGCAACCGGGAAAACGUGCUCGCUUUCUUUGCUGCUUAUAUAGGAUUCACCUAUUCGCUUGACCAUCAUUCGUACGCCAAACGCCGAAGUGUCGUCGUGUAAUCAUCUAUAAUCAACCAUUGUCUUGUGACCAUCCGAAAUUAUCUACCGUUGGCUGAUCAUCUUACUUCCUUCGAUCAUCAAUCAUUUCGUAAUCAUCUAUCUUUGUGUGAUCACUUAGCGUUCUGUGACCAAUCAUACAUACAUCGAUCACAUAUCUUCUUUACAUAUCAAUCAACCAAGUUUAUCUAUCCAUUCCUUCGUUCGCAACAAUGUGUGCCAGUGCAAAGAGGAAUAUAAGUCUGAUCAUCUUGUUCACCAUAGUGGGUCCAGUGGCCAUUCUGUCUCACCCCGUCUACGAAUCCGAUUACCAGUUUGAACGCACCAUGAACGAGCUCAAUGGUUUUACGGUGUGCCCUUUCACCAGUCACAACGUCACAACUGGUGGAAUUCCGGAAGUGGUGCCUGAAUACAGGUGUCAGACGAACAAGAUGAGUGAUAAGAACGACAACAGUGUUGGCAAAUGCAUGAAGGGUCGCGAAUGUGUCCAGGGCACUUCAACAAUCAUGAUUAAAAUGGCGGACAGAGUAGACCCAGUCCCGAAGACCUUUUACACGGGUUGCUUUUGUGUCAGUCAGACCGUCUCAUCCCCAAAACCAGCAUCGAAGCCAUCCAUCUCGCAAUAGUGAUAAGAACAUCAAUCGUCUCAACUGACAGUACACUAGUAUACACGGUUCCUGAAAAAAACUACCUAGUCAACCGGUAAACAUAAUCUAGAAUUAAGAAAAAUCUCUUCCAUCAAUUCAUUAUGCUUUCAUUAUUUAUCUAUGUAAAAUUUACAAUAAUUCUCCAAAAUUUAUAAAAUUCCCAAUGUAUAAGAUAUUGAUAAUGAUGUAACAAUCCGUAUCUACUGUAAAACUUAUACCCCCCUCUGUAUGCACCCCUGAAUAAUAAUUUCAAAUAUACAUAGCAAAUAGCUUUUGAAAGUAUUGCCGGAAAAACUUAUACGCUUAAGGAAUACAAUUCCUAAAUUUCCUAUAUUAUAUUAUUCACUGUCUAAUGUAAUAACUGUUUUUCAAAUUGUAUGCUCAAGCUUUAAUAAGUAAGUAUUUAUGAACUGGAGCUGUGAUUAGUGAUUAAUUAAUAAUG
Messenger RNA from Nilaparvata lugens (brown planthopper), 2728 nucleotides. RefSeq lists its product as uncharacterized. Bases 1852 to 2265 code for a protein of 137 amino acids. The transcript has 2 exons. The record is from RefSeq and is a predicted model, not a curated record. NCBI's taxonomy places the organism in Eukaryota, Metazoa, Arthropoda, Insecta, Hemiptera, Delphacidae.